UGCAUGCAAGACAGUGAAAAGUCCCAAGCAGCUCCUUGCAGCCUAUCAGUACAUGAGGACUACAUCCAGCAUCGCGUUGCACCUUAAACAGUAAUGGUUACAAUGUUUCAAGUGGCAUGCCAGCAAUUUAUCCUGGAAGCCCACUACUGGGCUGUUUGGGAGAGACUUGCUUUUCAUAGUAAUACCGCUUCUUUCGGGUGGACGCAUGCAUGGUACGACCACGGAGUGAUUCUGACUCCGUACACAUGCAAGUGAAGUCUCCGAUGCAAAUGAAGUCUCUGAUGCAAGAGAGAGCCUCUGCUGGUCAAUGGGGUCCGGAUAAAGUUGUCUCUUAAGUUUCCGAUCCCGUAUGGCCUUUCUCCCGCCUUCUUGGGCACAUUGUCACGUCCAAUAGCGUAGGAUACCGAGAGCACUUACAGGUUUUGUCAGGUUUAGACUGGAUCUUGAAUUGUUACCACAUCAAAGCACCAUAUCGUCAAAUUUCUUCCCGACAUGGCUUCUCAAACCGUUGUCUUUAUUUCAGGCGUUUCGCGAGGUAUUGGGGAAAUGCUUGCACAGACGUAUUUAUCUAAGCCGAACCACACAGUGAUCGGCAGCACGCGUAGUGGCGAAGCUGCAGGACCCAACUCGACUCCAGCAGCCAACGGAUCGAAAUUCAUUUCCGUAAAGAUCGAAUCUACUACCUUGUCUGAUCCUGAAGCAGCAGUCAAGGAGAUCAUCGCAGCCGGCAUUGACCAUGUGGAUGUUGUAGUCGCGAACGCUGGAGUGAGCCCAGCCCUACUACCACCGACAUCUGCGGAUCUAGACGAUGUGUCAAAAGCUUUCACUGUCAACACUUUGGGACCAUGGGCUCUUUUCAAGGCAUUUUUCCCGCUUCUGGAAAAGUCUAAGAACGCCAAAUGGGUUGCAAUCACCACUGCAGUCGCCUCUUUAGGCGCCAUGGAAGUUUUCGGAGCAUAUGUCGCACCGGGAUAUGGUAUCAGCAAGGUCGGACUCGGUUGGCUCACGCUAUCCGCUCACUGCCAAUAUAAAUGGCUCACAGCCUUUGUGCUGCACCCUGGUCUUGUCCAGACCGAUAUGGGUAAUGCGGCUGCUCGCAUGAUGGGGCUUGAGCAAGCCCCCGAUACUAAGGAAAAGAGCGCCCAGUCCAUCAUCGACAUAAUUGCUUACCAGUUGAAGAUCGAGAAAGCUACCAGGAAAGAGACCUCGGGCAAGUUUUUCAAUGCCAUCGACGGUGCUAUUAUACCUUGGUAG
Truncatella angustata is the source of this 1254-nucleotide messenger RNA. Its product is annotated as NAD(P)-binding protein. NCBI's taxonomy places the organism in Eukaryota, Fungi, Ascomycota, Sordariomycetes, Amphisphaeriales, Sporocadaceae. The record is from RefSeq and is a predicted model, not a curated record. The coding region runs from base 493 to 1254 and encodes 253 amino acids. The transcript is spliced from 4 exons.